GAUAAAAUGGAUUCACCGGCUAAGAAAAUUCCAAAAGGUGAAGUGAAAAAAAAGAAAGUUUUCGAUAAGAAAGCUUACAGAAUUAGGAAAUAUGACAAAAAGGUGAAAGUCGAUGAGUGGAAGAACAAAAGACAAACCUUCAUGACUCACAAAUACAAGAAGUUGCAGAAGAAGCUAGGACCUGGACCUGAUAUUGAGAAAAUAUAUAACGAUAAUGGACCCCAGAAUUCUGAACUUGGACACGCAACACAAACAUCCCCGUCUCAGGGUAGAGGUCUUAAACCUGGAUUUAAGAAACCUACUUCUCUAGACAAAGCUAAGAAGAUGUUUGAACAGAAGAAGAAUGAGCGGAGUAAAAAAGAAGCGGAGUUUCAAAGAAGACAAGCGGAGAAGUUGGCAAAACAGAAGAUAUAUAAAGAGAAGAAGGAUAAACGAUAUAAAACUAUCAAGGCAAAGACGAAGAAUGGUCAACCCUUGAUGGGAGGACGGAUAGAUCUACUCCUAGAGCGAAUACAACAAACAAUGUAAUUUUUCAGAAAAAA
Molecule: messenger RNA, 542 nt
Organism: Eurytemora carolleeae
Lineage: Eukaryota; Metazoa; Arthropoda; Copepoda; Calanoida; Temoridae
Product: rRNA-processing protein FYV7
Exons: 1
Coding region: 7-528 (173 amino acids)
Source: RefSeq, a predicted model, not a curated record